CUCAGGGAGGGGCGGGGUCCGGUGCGGCGGCCGCUCCUCAGCGGGCGCAGAGACCCUGAAUGAACGGUUUGAUGCUCUUCGUGUUCUGGAGCGAGCAGACACCACUGGGCUACACUGGCAUGCCACAGGGACAAAUGGAGAUGUUACUGGCACCUCCUCGAGGAAAUCAGUGAGCAACAGGAUGACAGUUGAUACAGGUGAUACUCACUUCUGAAGGAAAUAUGUUAAAACCUUUAUUCAAGAGGAGGAUUUUCUAGUUCCUCUUUGAAGAUUUAGUUAACUUUGUCUUUCUACAUUUGAGGUUCAUUUUAAAUAUAUACACUUGUCAUUACAAAAAAAGAGUAGAUUUCCCCUUUAAUAAUAUGUAUUAUGCAUUCUUGUUCCUAUUAAAGAUUUUGGCUUUCAAUUCUAUGUUGAUUGGUAUAAAUAUUGCAAAAUACUGCAUUCAGCAAUGUACAUGAAGCACUCAUACAUCAUGCAGUGAAGAAGAAACCAACAGAGCAAAGCAUCCACAGCACAGUUCUGCUGAUAAAGUUAUCCAGAGGUGCUGCUGUCUGUGGGAGUGGAAAUCAGGAUGAAGGCUCACCCUUGGCAGGGUCCAUAUAUAUGUUUUGUGGAUCUAAUUGAAGACUUUUAUGCAGCUAGCAGCACCUGAUAGGCUUCUCCUGUCUUUCACCUUUGGGAAUCUCAGGGCACCUGUCAAUGGCGGCUUUGUACCUGUCUGUACUGCCCCAGGCUGAGGUGACCUUUGAGGAUGUGGCCGUGCUUCUUUCUCGGGAAGAGUGGAGCUGUCUGGGCCCUGAUGACAGGGGCCUCUACAGGGAUGUGAUGCUGGAAACUUAUGGAAAUCUCAUCUCCCUGGGAGCUGUAUCUGCAGGUCCCAAACCCAGGGUGAUUACACAGUUGGAAAAAGGGGACGAACCAUGGGUCCUGGAUAUUCGGGGUGCCAAGGGGAGAGAGCAGCUGAGAAUCCAUGGCUCAGAUCAUGGAACAAGGAAUGAGUACAAGGAGUUGACUUCAGGGAAAAAACUUGCUGGGGAAGAAUUAGACCCACCCAGGGAAACUGUUUCCUUGAGAUCUGAACAAGAAGAAGCUCAUGAGCUUGUCAGGAAACCAGAGAAGAACACAGACAAGCUAGGAGAGCAGAGAAAACCCAGGGCCAUAACAAUGACCAAGGAUGAGGAAAGUCGUAUGUUGGGGUCAAGUCUUAUUCUUGAUCAGAGACCUCACAAAUGUGAUAUAUGUGAGCAAAGUUUCGAACAAAGAUCAUACCUCAGUAAUCACAAGCGUGUACACAGGUCAAAAAAAACAAGUAUAAUUAAUGAUUCUGGGGAAAUUGUCAGUGCUAAUUUAAGUGUUCAAGAAGAACUUAAAAUCCCUUCUGGGAAAAAGUUGCAUUAUUGUGAGUACUGUGGGAAAGCCUUUAGAUAUAGUGCCAACCUUGCCAAACACCAGCGGCUUCACAGUGAAGAGAAGCCCUACAAGUGUGAUGAGUGUGGGAAAGCCUUCAGCCAGAGCUGUGAAUUCAUAAAUCACCAAAGGAUGCACUCCGGUGAGAUCCCCUACCGCUGUGAAGAGUGUGGGAAGACAUUCAAUCGAAGACCCAACCUCAUGAAACAUCAGAGAAUUCACACAGGAGAGAAGCCCUACAAGUGUGGUGAGUGUGGGAAACAUUUUAGUGCCUACUCUUCUCUCAUCUAUCAUCAGAGAAUCCACACUGGAGAGAAGCCCUAUAAGUGCAGUGACUGUGGGAAAGCCUUCAGCGACAGCUCAAUCCUUAUCCGACAUCGUCGGACUCACACUGGAGAGAAGCCAUUUGAGUGUAAAGAAUGUGGCAAAGGCUUUACCCAAAGUUCUAACCUCAUUCAACAUCAAAGAAUCCACACUGGAGAGAAACCCUAUAAAUGUAAUGAGUGUGAAAAAGCCUUCAUCCAAAAAACGAAACUUGUCGAACAUCAGAGGAGCCACACUGGAGAAAAGCCCUAUGAAUGUAACGACUGUGGCAAGGUCUUUAGUCAGAGUACACACCUCAUUCAGCACCAGAGGAUCCAUACAGGAGAGAAGCCCUAUAAGUGCAUCGAGUGUGGGAAGGGCUUUCAUAACAGUUCCAGACUCAUCCACCAUCAGAGGUCACACCACGGAGAGAAACCAUACAAAUGCAGUGAUUGUCAGAAAGCCUUUAGUCAGGGCACUUACCUCAUCCAGCACCAGAGGAUUCACACUGGGGAGAAGCCUUAUAAAUGCAGUGAGUGUGGAAAGGCCUUCCGGCACAGUUCUAAUGUAUUUCAGCAUCAGAGGAUUCACCUUCGGGAAGAUUUCGCCAUGUGAUAGUGCAGGAGGGUCUGUAAGUCCUACUGUGUACUUCCAAGUAACCCACCCCUCCACUUUAUUUAUUGUCCACAUAGUGGUAUCACAGGGGACUAUUUAUUUAUUUAUAUAUUUAUUAUUUUUUCAAUUUAUUCAUGUUUUAAUUGAAUCUCAAUGAGAUACACUUUUACAAAUUUGUUGACAAUUGUGUUUUGGUUAUACUAUGUUUCAACACCCAUCCCUUCAUCAUUGUACAUUUCCCCCCACCAAUGUCCCCAGUUUUUCUCCUGUCCCCCACCAGUCUCUCUCUUUCUCUUUCUCUCUCUCUCUCUCUCUCUCUCUCUCUCUCUCUCUCUCUCUCUCUCAUAUAAUUAAAAGAAUACUUUUUUUCUUAAACCCCAAAGCAGAGUUUAUUUACUAUAGAGAAAUUGAGAAAGGUGAACAAUGAGUCCUUAUAAUCUUCCCUUUAAAAAAUACUGUUAAUUACUGCUGAUUCCCUUUCAGACACAGAAAAUACUGGAGCCAGAGCAAAGUACAUGGGUAGGUUGCUUAGUUCACCAACUUGUGUUCCCAGACAUCCCAUUUGGUACCCUGAGCACUACCAAGAGUGAUUCCUGAGUGCAGAACCAGGAGUAGCCUCUGAACACCCCUACAUAUGGCCCCCAAACAAAACAAAAAAUAAAUUAAAAUGAAAAUACUGUUAGGUUUACUAUUUAUUAUGUGGAGUUUCACAUUUGUCAUUGUUUCAAUAUCAGAAAAUUUACUCUGGACAGAAUUCUACAUACUUGUUGCAUAUAAAUUUUUAGAAGUGAAUGUAUUAUUCAUACUUUUCAGGGCCAGUUUAUAGGAUAAUUAUCUGUCAUACCGAAUUAAAAUAUGCACAAUAAAAUUUAUUGUUUUAACUAUAAAAUUUAGUAGCAUUCAGUAAAUUCACAAUGUUUUGCAAUCAACAACUACUAUCUCUUUCUGGAACUGUUUUACUAUCCCAAACAUAAUCUUUGUGCUCAUUAGACAAUAGCUUUCCAUUCUUCCCUUCUCACAGAUUCUAUUCUAUUCUAAUGUCUGUCUCUAUAAAUUUACCUACUCUAAGUACUUCAUUAAGUGAAAUAAUACAAAACUUUAUGUAUUUAUCCUUUAUGACUGACUUAUUUUACUCAGCAAAAUGUUAUUUUCAAGAUACACCUAUGUUGUGACCUGUUGUAAGAAUAUCAUUCUUUUUUAAGGUUGAGUAAUAAUCUAGAAAUGGCAUAUUCAUUUACUUAUGAACACUUUUGCAUAUUCCUACAUUUUCACCAGUAUGCAUAAUUAUUCUAUGGACAUUGCUGUACAAGAUCUGUUCUUUCAAAACUUUGGGGUAAAUAACUAAGAAUAUGAUUACUAAAUCAUAUAGUGGUUCUUUGUUUACCUAUGAAUUGUGACCAGAUUUUUCCACAGUGCACAUACCAUUUUACUGAUACUUUCUAUUAAUGGAAGCAUCCCAGACAUCAAGGCUUAUUAACGAUAUUUGCUAUUUGCUGUUGUUUAAAUUUUUUAAAGAAAUAAUAGCCAUACUAAUGACCAUGGAAUGGUAUAGAUCCUUAUAUUUUGGUUUCCUAUUCCCUUUUGUUUCUGUUUAGUUGAGAGAUGCUCUAUGUAUUUGACUUAGCAUUUUUCUCAUUCUGUGCUUUGUCUUUGCGUUCUCCUACUAGUGGCAUUUGAUAAACAGAAGUUUAAACUUCUUAUAAAGUUCAGUACAUCUUUUGUUGCAUAUUCUUUGAGUAUCAUA
This is a messenger RNA of Sorex araneus (European shrew), 4072 nucleotides long. RefSeq names its product zinc finger protein 34 (gene ZNF34). Gene Ontology annotation, biological process: negative regulation of transcription by RNA polymerase II. The record is from RefSeq and is a predicted model, not a curated record. Gene Ontology annotation, molecular function: DNA-binding transcription repressor activity, RNA polymerase II-specific. Lineage: Eukaryota; Metazoa; Chordata; Mammalia; Eulipotyphla; Soricidae. The transcript is spliced from 7 exons. Bases 703 to 2328 code for a protein of 541 amino acids.